AUGGCAUCUUACCUUCCAGCCACCAUGCAGGCUCAAGUCCUCACCUCCUUCAAUGCGCCCUACGAGCUCACCAUCCUCCCGAUCCCCACUCCAACAGACCAUGACCUCCUCAUCAAGUUUGCCGGCACAAUCGUCUCUGCCGGUCCACUUGCGUUCUCUGCAAUGCCAUCCCUGAGAGUAGGGACCCGCGUUGGUGUCCCAGGCCGAAGCUACCGCCCCUGUACCAAAUGCUGGGAGUGUACAAACAACGAUGACGAUCCUAAGGGAUAUUCAGUUGCCUGUCCGAAAGGAGAAAAUCUGGGUAUCACGAGGGAUGGGGGAUUUCAACAAUAUGCGCUUGUCGACGUGAGGCAGGUUGCCAAGAUUCCUGACGAGUUGACGGAUGUCGAAGCUGCGCCAUUAAUGUGUGCUGGUCUGACGAUAUUUUCGGCAUUGUUGAAAUGCGGGUUGAAGGAGGGUGGGAAAGUGGGAAUCAUUGGUUGUGGUGGGGGCUUGGGACAUUUGGGACUGCAGUUUGGUGUUCGGAUGGGAUUCGAGGUUAUUGGAGUCGAUGCAAGCGACAAUGCCUUGAAGCUUGCCAGGAAUUUAGAGACGAAAGCAAAGAUCUUUGACGCAAGGCUGACGAAAACAGAGGCUUUCCAACAGGGCUUUGAUUAUGGCAUGAAUUUGCUGAGAAACCACGGCAAGUGUGUGGUACUAUCUUUCCCUGCGUCUGGGUUUCAAGUGUCUGCAACGGAUCUGGUUUUCAGAGAUGUCCAGGUUCUAGGAAGUUUAGUGGGGAAAAACAGAGUGCUAAAGCAAAUGUUGGCGUUCGCGGCAGAGAAGAAUGUGAGAGCAGUAACGAGGACUUAUCCAUUGCGAGAGCUCAACGAGUUAGUUGAGGUGUAUAAAGAAGGGAAGGGAGGAAAGUUAGUGAUAGACAUGACACUGUAG
This is a messenger RNA of Hyaloscypha bicolor E, 933 nucleotides long. RefSeq names its product NAD(P)-binding protein. Lineage: Eukaryota; Fungi; Ascomycota; Leotiomycetes; Helotiales; Hyaloscyphaceae. Bases 1 to 933 code for a protein of 310 amino acids. The record is from RefSeq and is a predicted model, not a curated record. The transcript is spliced from 3 exons.